GAUUCACGGCUGACGUUUUCCUCGCUCAGCGUCAGUGCCGGGAGGGUCCCGGCGGCCUAGAGGAGAGGAAGAAGAGGAGAAGGAGAAGAAGGCAGGGCCGGAGCCGUUCCUCCUGAGCCGGUGACUCGGUGGGCUCGCGGCGAUGCGGUUCCGUUUCGGGGUGGUGGUGCCUCCCGCCGUGGCCCAGGGCCGUCCGCAGGUGCUGGUGAUGGGCUCUCCGCCCGAGCUGGGGCGUUGGGCGCCUCAGAAGGCCGUGCCCAUGAAGCGGGCGGGCGUCGGGGUCGGGCCCGAGGCGAUACGCGGGCUGCAGGAGCCAGGCCUGUGGCUCGCGGAGGUGGAGCUGGUCGGGGAGCUCCCGGCGGAAGCCCAGGGGCAGCAGCAGCAGCCCAGCCGCAGGAGACCCAAGGUGGCAGCGCCCGAUGUCCUCGCUACGUUCUGUUACAAGUUCCUAAAGAAGGAGCCAGGAGGAGAGUUCUCCUUCGAAGGUAAUGGUCCUCAAUAUGAGCGCUACAGUAUUUACUCCGAAAGCAACAUGGUAGAUGGCGUGUACUGUCUCCCAAUUGCACACUGGAUUGAGGCCGCUGGGCAUAGGGAUGAUUUCAGUUGUAACAUUGCAGGCCAUCAAGCCAUGCAUUAUUCACAGAUCCUCCCAAACCUCUUUUUAGGAAGCUGCCCUCGCCAGUUGGAGCAUGUAACUAUCAAGAUAAAGCGUGAAUUAAGGGUGACAGCAGUAAUGAAUUUUCAGACCGAAGGGGAUAUUCUGCAGAAUUCAUCAGGCUGCAAUCCCUACCCAGAGCCCAUGAGCCCAGGCACCAUGAUCAGGCUCUAUAAAGAAGAAGGAAUUGAGUACAUAUGGUUGCCUCCACCAGACGGGAGUACUGAAGGGACAGUGAAGAUGUUGCCUCAGGCCGUCUCUUUCCUCCACUGCCUACUUCAGAAAGGUCACACCGUCUACAUACACUGCAAUGCUGGUAUUGGAAGAUCCUCGGCUGUCGUGUGUGGCUGGCUCAAAUAUGUCAUGGGCUGGAAGCUGAGGAAGGUGCAGUACUUCCUCAUGGUCAAAAGGCCUGCUGUGCAUAUCGAUGAAGAGGCUCUGUCACGUGCAGAAGGAGAUUUCAAUCAGAGAUUUGGGAAGCUUUGUCUCCCCUUAAGUAAUCUUAAUGUGUAAAACCACCAGCUUUUCCCUAAAAGCUCCUGUCAGAUAAUCAUAAGAUGAUUUGAAGACAGAAUCUUGUUAAACAGUAUUGUGGUGUGCUUUGAUACUACUAUUUAUUGUUGUUGUUAUUAUUAUUAUUAUUAUUAGUCUAGCAUGGUCAUUUAGUCUUAGUUUUGGUUUAAAAAUCUAUUUUCUCUGGAGCACCUUUUAAAGAAUCGAAUGAAUUGCACAAGAAAGAGCAGAAGUUCUCUGGACUCUGCCUUCUCAGUCUCAUGUGGUACGAUAAGGUAACAGACACCAUUGUCAAUACCUGCAGUCAGGCUCCUCCUUUUGGUUGACCUACCCACAGGUGGUUUUCUUAAAAAUUCAUGACCACAACCACCUUUUCUUGUUGUAUUGUGUGUAACUAUUUGCUGUCUGGAAAAGCUAUCAUUAUACAGAUUUCUUUUCUUUCGUCAAAAGUAGCAAAGAAGGACCUACUGCUUUGUAAAUGGAAGUCAUCUGACCUGCUACUAAGCAAGCACCAGGGCUGGAGGAUGGGGGUUCUGUAAAUCUCUGCUGAAUGGAAUAGAAUUGAAUUUCUUGUUCUGUAGAGGAAGGGUGUAUUGAUUUGCCACAAUUCUUAUGGCAGAGAUUAACUUUUUUUUUCCUCAUGAACCCCUUAGGAAGUCUAUUGGAAACUAUGGACCUCUUCUCUUAAAAAUGAUAUUUUAAAAUGCACAAUAUAUAAUACAAAAGAUUACAAAGGAAACCACUUAUAUGGAAAUAAACUCCUCAAAAUGUUUUUUUAAUAUUAUUUUAAAAGUUCACAGAACCCCAAGGUUAAAAAACCCCGCUAUGGGGAAAUUGGGUUUAGCACUCUGAUAAGUCUGUGAAAAGUCUAGGAAAAUUACGACUUUAUGUGAAACUGGCUCUUGACUGUGUGUGAAGAUAAGGGAACUUGGUAGACGUCCAGGGGUCGACUCCAUUGACUUAGUAGUGUUUGAAUUGGGUGUGAAUGGGGAACUACGAAGUGCCCACUUAAAGGUGAUUGGAUUUUAGCCACUAGCCAACACUGAGGUCAGUGUGUUUUCAGAGGCUAUGGACUGAGACAUCAAGUGUUCUUAGAGGCUAUUGACUGUGCCAUCAACAAGAGACUGCUCUCAACCAAGCAACUUGAAGACCCUCCCAUUUCUGGGAGGAGGACACGAAGUAGGAAUCAGACACUGCGGGACAGAAUCUGCCUCUUUUUGUUUGAGACAUGGGGGUGGUGGCAGAAUUUCACGUGGGCAGUUAGGAAGGCAAGGAUUUCCAUGCUAUAAGGAAUCUGUUCUCAAUCUUUCUCUCUCUUUACUAUCUUAUGUGUUUUAAUAAAUCCUUAAAAGCUUAAA
Molecule: messenger RNA, 2526 nt
Organism: Dromiciops gliroides (monito del monte)
Lineage: Eukaryota; Metazoa; Chordata; Mammalia; Microbiotheria; Microbiotheriidae
Product: laforin-like
Exons: 3
Coding region: 143-1168 (341 amino acids)
Biological process (GO): protein dephosphorylation
Cellular component (GO): cytoplasm; nucleus
Molecular function (GO): carbohydrate phosphatase activity; protein tyrosine/serine/threonine phosphatase activity; starch binding
Source: RefSeq, a predicted model, not a curated record